Messenger RNA from Spirodela intermedia, 1335 nucleotides. The record is from the annotation of a GenBank genome assembly. NCBI's taxonomy places the organism in Eukaryota, Viridiplantae, Streptophyta, Magnoliopsida, Alismatales, Araceae.
AUGGCGGCGCUCUCUCUAACUCCUUCCAAUCUCAGCCACGUCUCUUCGAGCCGCCAUCGCCGCCACAACGUCCUCCUCCUCGGCCGCAUCCGCCCUUUAGUAACUUCCACCCCCAAAUCAACUCGCCUGAAGCAAAUCUCCGCCGGGAAGCUCCCCUUCUCCCCGCCGCCAUCCCCUCCAGGAGAGCUCUACCAGCCCUUCAGACCCCCGCCGUCUCCGAUUCCGCCCAAGUACCGCUCCCUCGACCCCGCCGAGCGUCUGGAGGUCCUGCGCAACCGCCUCGGGCUCUGGUACGAGUACGCGUCGCUUAUUCCUCCCCUGUCUCAGGAGGGGUUCACCCCCGCUUCGGUGGAGGAGCUCACAGGCAUCUCCGGGGUCGAGCAGAACUGUCUCAUCGUUGCCGCCCAGGUCCGCGAUUCGCUGCAGUCCUCCAAAUUUGAUCCCGACCUCCUGGCCUACUUCGACAGCGGGGGCUCCGAGCUCCUCUACGAGCUCCGCCUGCUCAGUGCCUCGCAGAGGGUCGCCGCCGCCCGCCAGGUGGUGGAGGGCCGACUCGACGCGAAGGCCGCCCAGGAGCUCGCCAGGGCCAUGAAGGACUUCCCUCGCCGGCAGAGCGACGAUGGUUGGGAUUCCUUCUCGAGGGAGUCGCCGGGAGACUGCCUGGCCUUCAGCUACUUCCGGCAGAGCAGGGAAGCCAUCUCCGACUCCGAACGGAGGGUGGCGCUCGAGAAAGCACUGGAGGCUGUGGAGACGGAAGUGGCGAGGAAGAGGUUGGAGCAGGAGCUGGAGAAGAAGGCCGGCGGCGCUGACGCAGAGGAGGCGGCCGAUGAGGUCUCGAAGUACAGCGUCCCGGUGGUGCGAAUGAAGUACGGCGAGGUAGCGGAGGCCACCUCCGUGGUGGUGCUCCCGGUGUCUGAGGCCGGCGAGGGUGACGAGGGCGUGGCGACGGCGCCGGCUUGCAGGACGGACGGGGACUUCGGUGUCUUGACCGCCGACAAGGCGUGGCGGAGGUGGGUGGUGCUGCCGCGGUGGGAUCCGCUGGCCGUAAUCGGCGAGGGCGGCGCCGUGGCGGUGGGUUUCCCCGAUGCGAGAGUUCUACCGUGGCGGACGAACCGCUGGGAGCGGGAGGAGCCGGUGCUGGUGGUGGCGGACCGCACUCGGAAGGUGGUGGAGGAGGAGGGGUUCUACCUGGUCAGCCGAGUGGGCGGAAUGGCGGUGGAGAGAGGCAGCAAGCUGCUCGAGAUGGACGUGGAGGCCCUGGGCACCGUGGUUCUGGUGGUGCGCCCCCCAAAGGACGAGUUCGACGAUCAGCUGCAGGACGAGGACUGGGACUAG